Molecule: messenger RNA, 1056 nt
Organism: Verticillium dahliae VdLs.17
Lineage: Eukaryota; Fungi; Ascomycota; Sordariomycetes; Glomerellales; Plectosphaerellaceae
Exons: 2
Coding region: 1-1056 (351 amino acids)
Source: RefSeq, a predicted model, not a curated record
AUGAAUGAGGAGCCCCCUACUUAUACAAGCUGCUGCCUCCCCCGUGACGCCUACAACGUAUCAUCCUUCCACCUAUUUUCUCAGACAGUCCUCGCCAUGUCUCUACAAUCGACGUUCUCGAACUUUAUCCACAUACGCGACUUUGUGGACAAUGUCAUAGACGACCCGACGCGGGGAAACGCCCCCAACUACGUGGAGAUCCAGGCUGACAUCAAUAUCUUUGAGGAGGAUGGCUUCUACAGCUCGGGCGCCAAAGUUGAACCCAUUCACGCUCUGAUUCACACGUAUCUCGCGCGAGAAGAAAGGGAACUCUACGUUCCCAACACCUUUUUCUUUGCCGACGGCCGUUUUUCUGCGUCUCUUUCUCCGGACGGCGUCCUAGAAAUCAACGCCCAGACCCUCAACCUAAAAGGUGCCUGCCACCCCAUUCCCAUUCUCGAUCCGUCUAACCCGCAUAAACAUCCAGUAAACGUGUCUGACUUCGACGAAUAUCGCCGACACUUGCCGGAGCAAUGGUGCCCGAUGGUGACCGUCAUCGGUUCCGUAUCCACAUGUAACAACGACGCUGUCGACGCUUGGGAGCCACGCCGUUUCGCCGUCGAGACGUCCGUCUACGAACCAUCAAAACCUGCACCGUACCAUGAUGCUACCCGCAAGCAGAAGAAGACUCAUUGGGAAGACUUCCUUGCCGACAACGCAAACAUCUGGAAAGCGGCCAAAUACCUGGACCAAGGACAAGGGGUGAAGUACGACAAGUUACCCCAAUUUACCCGUACAGACGGGACCCGCACCACCAGCCCGCAGGAACAGACCCGGGAACUGCUCGCAACCUUCUUUCCACCAUUGCCCCAAGACAUAGUGGAGGAGUGUUCCCCGCCACGGAGGAACCCAGUGGAGAUGCCCGACAUCACCAUGGAGGAGAUCGAGACGCAACUAUGUAAGAUGAAACCAUGGAAGGCACCCGGGGAAGACGGUCUGCCGGUCAUGGCACCCUCCCCAGAGGCGCUGAGCUGCGAUCAGUGUCCGCCACGAGAAGCGGGGCUACAGAGCAAGUAG